This is a messenger RNA of Rhodotorula graminis WP1, 384 nucleotides long. RefSeq lists its product as uncharacterized. The transcript is spliced from 4 exons. The record is from RefSeq and is a predicted model, not a curated record. NCBI's taxonomy places the organism in Eukaryota, Fungi, Basidiomycota, Microbotryomycetes, Sporidiobolales, Sporidiobolaceae. The coding region runs from base 8 to 301 and encodes 97 amino acids.
AGUAACCAUGUCGGCGCCACAGCAGCAGCAGCAGCAGGCACCUCAGGGCCUCGACCAGUUCGACGAGGCCACUCGCCGCGAGCUCCAGAACUUCCUCGCCCAGGAGCAGACCAAGGCCGCUCUCCAGACCCAGGUCCACGCUUUCACCGACCGCUGCUGGGACCUCUGCAUCAAGGGCCAGCCGGGCGCACGCUUCAGCCGCGGCGAGGAGGCCUGCCUCACCAACUGCGUCGACCGCUUCCUCGACUCGUCCCUCUUCAUCGUCAAGAGCCUCGAGGAGCGCAAGGGCGGCCACCUGUAGAUUAUCCCUCCUCCCUCCCCCUUCGUCUCCCUUUGCACAAAAGUACAGCACCCACCGCAACGCACGCACUCUUCUCUUCCUUC